Bipolaris maydis ATCC 48331 is the source of this 1757-nucleotide messenger RNA. NCBI's taxonomy places the organism in Eukaryota, Fungi, Ascomycota, Dothideomycetes, Pleosporales, Pleosporaceae. The record is from RefSeq and is a predicted model, not a curated record.
CGUCAACCACACCCUCAAGUUCCAUUCAAGUUACUUGUACAGCCCUUGGACACCACCAAACAGCAACUUCUUCUUACCGACAAACCCACCAACAACCACCACCAUGCCUUUCACCGCUAGCGACAUUUGCAAGAUCCUCCUUGCCAUCAUCCUCCCACCUAUCGGUGUCUUCCUCGAGCGCGGCUGCGGAGCCGACUUCCUCAUCAACAUCCUGUUGACCAUCCUUGGUUACAUUCCGUUAAACUAUCUCACUGCUACCCUUACCCACGCAGAAAUCAACCUUAUCAGCAAUCCAAACAGACCAAGCUACGAUACGAUUCGCGACUUGGAGAUAGCUUCCCAAGGGAUACGCAGCAAUGCAGACCAGUUUGAGGAAUCGCUGAGGAUCAAGAAUACGCUCGAUGCCUUCGCACGUAGAGCUGCUGCCGAGCCGAGUUUGGAAGUGCUCGCAGCCAUUUUGAACUGCGAGUACAAACUCUGGAAGAUGAAUGAGGGCAUAUCAAUGCGAUUUAAGCCUUUCUUGUCGCAUUGGAUUGAAUCGCUUAUGGUCAUUGAGGGGGAGCUCGCUGCUUUGCAGCUGGACACGGUCACGGAUAGCCACAUGAAGAAUACGGUCACGACGGACGAGAUUUUGCGGAUCAGAGCAAGAUGUAUCAAGGGUUUGCUGGUGGACAAGCCGAUACCUCCAAAGGAACCGACCUGGCGGGCGUACCAGCGAAUGCUCGAGAACGAGGCUACGCUGCCAGACUUCGACAUCGUACCGUAUAUGCAGAUGCUUGUGGAAACACAGAUCUGGGACAGGUUACCGGAGGAACAGGUGCAACCUGUGGAGAAGCAUGCGCAGAAUGGGACGGAAAAGAACGGAUUGCGCAAGGCCAAGAAACAGAGAGUCAAUGGGUCAGAGUCUUGGGAAGAGUGUAUGUUGCGAAAGCUCAGGGACGCACCCGAAGUAGCUGCCGAUGAACUCGCGCGUCUCCCUCUUGAGAUUUCGUCGCUCGAUUUUCUUACCAGACUUCUUGUUGAUGAUACCUUCAAGCAGUUUGAUGUCGACGGUCCGAACAUCAUCCUCCGUUUUAUACAGCACGCAUUACGGCUCGUCGAGGCCAUGGAGGCUCCCCCACCAACUUUGGAGCUGACUACAAACGGUAUACCGAUUGUCGAAUACGGGAAAGAAGCGCAGACCCGUGCUAUCAGCAUCCUGCUGUUGUUUAUCAAGAAUUCUAUGAGCAAGGGCAAGUUGGAUGCUGGAAUGCUUAUUUUUGAAAUCCAGGAGAUAUGCAUCAGGUACCUGUGGAUGAAGGAAGUUCGUGAGUUUCGGGCUUGGAUAGAGCAAGGACCUUGGGAUGAUUGAAGGAUGUGUUAAUACGCAAUCGGUCGACAAGAAGAUAGGAACAGGACGAACUAGAGCUACAACUUGGUGCAUCGCUAGUACUGUUGGCUAUCAUGUUAGGAAGGCGGUGUGUCGAAACAGUGUAUCACAACGUUUGCUGCAUAGUGAGACUACUACGAGGGUACAGGAGACUCGCAAACGUCUGUGGAAAUUGCAGUGUUCUCCCAGAAAACGAAGAGUCAAUGAGCAUAUCUUCUCUGCCGUCAUUGACGCGAAUACCGAAAUAUCGGAGAAGGCCAUGGCACGGCAUUACGGAAUCCAGAAACUCUGGCUUGCUGCAUGACAUCUCACAGCCGUACGUGUCGAAACUGCCAUCGCCAACCUUGCUUAGAUGGAAGAGUGCUUUCCGGAGUAUGGGUGACGCGUU